GACUCGCAACCACUUCGGUUACGACUCGCAUCCACAGUUUGACUUGACUCGCAACCAUCGUCAUUACGACUCGCAAUCAACAGAAGUUUUUGACUCGCAACCUCGUUUCGACUCGCAACGACACAUUGUGACGGACAUUUGGACUGUUGACUUUGGACUAAAUAAAAUUAAUUAAUUAAUUAACUGAUUAAUUAACAAUGUCAACCACCAACAGUGAAUUGUCUACCCUAACUCAGCAACAAGAACUUGAUUCAAAGCUUGGGACCACAUCACGCAUUCCUAGGCUAACUGAUGCCAACGACUUUCCCGAGUGGAAGUGGCGCUUUGAACAGCAUCUUAAGGUUAAAGAUUACAAGCUAUGGCGCAGCAUCUUGAGGGGACCUAGGGAAAUUAUGAUGGAAAGUCCUACAGAACCUGAUGUUAAAGUUAAGAAGCCUCGAGAACAAUACACUGAAGAUGAUUUGCUUAUUGUUGAAGAAGAUGAUCGAGCUUUCUCUUACUUGACCAUGGGUUUGGGUCCUAAUAUUGCCAUGGGCUUUCGCACCUGCAAAUCUGCCAAGGAACUAUGGGACUCUCUGGUAGAAGUGUAUGAAGGUAACGAAGAUAUGAAAGAAAGUCGAAGGAACUUGCUGCAACAAAAUUUCAACAAUUUCAACCAUAUUUAUGGUGAAACAGUAGAUAAUCAGAUCCAAAGGUUUGUCAAGCUGGUGACUCAAAUGCAGAUGGAAGAAAUUCAUACCUCAAACGCCUCCACCAACAGACAACUUCUCAAUGCUUUGCCCAAGAGUUGGGAUCAUCAUGUUGCUAUGAUCAAGAAGACUAAAGAUCUUGCAAGAUGUACCCUGUCUGAGAUGAUCUCGCACAUCAAAGCUUGUGAAUUGGAUGACAAGCAGAGAGAGACUAACUACAAGAACAGCAUGCUGGCUGCCGGUUUCUCAAUAGCUCCAACCACGUCUAGCGACAGCAACACAGCUCUUCUAUCACAAGGAGGAUUUCAAAUGUUUCGCAACAAUUCCUCUGUCUCUCAAUCUGGAUCCUCAAAUCAAAUCGUCUCUUCAGCUUCUCCAGCUUCAGUUCAAAAUGCUGGAAAGGCUUCUGCUGCUGCCUCUGCUUCUGCUCACUCUACGAACAAUGAGAUGAUGGCAUUUUUUGCAAGUCAGUCAAAGGAAAAGCUAGACAUAGCAGCUUCUGUAAUCAACUGUUUGAAUGCUUUUCUUGCAGGGAAGCUUGAUCCACCAAAGUGGAGUCAAGAUGAUUUGUCACAGAUUCAUCCAGAUGAUGUUGAAGAAAUGGAUAUCACCUGGCAAAUGGCAAUGGCGGCAUUCAGAGCUCAAAAGUUUGUGAAGAAAACGGGUAAAAACAGGUGGGGCAACGCUUGGAAUGGAGCUUCUAAAGUGCCCUUCAAUCUUCGAUGUUACAACUGUCAUGAGGAAGGACACUAUGCUAGGAACUGCCCGAAGCCACCCAUGAACAGAGAUCAGAAUCCUACUAUUCCUGCACAACCAGCUACUCCUAAUCGAGAAAGGGCUCUUGUGUCUACUGCAAGUAUAGCAGAUGCAGCUGCCUCUGGAAGUCCACAGCCGCAGGGAUUAGCACAAGCGCUGGUGGUGCAGCCAAAUGUCAACUUUGACUGGUCCUCUGAGAUUGAGCGUCUGAACAUAUCAGCUCCAGAUAAUCAAGCUGCAACUUCUAACAUUGCUUUCAUGACCUCAAACGAGCAUGACCCUGAGCCACAGGAAGAGACUGCUGCUGACGAUUUCGCUUUCAUGACUCAAAUCCUGUCAGCACCUGUCAAAGGUCUCACCAAAGAAGAGAUGAUAGCUCAGAAGUAAGAUGUGAUGAUGUUCAUGGGAGUGAACCAGUUAUUGUUUCAAACAUUUCUGAACCUUAUUUUGAAUAUUAUUCUGAACCAACUGAGUCAGACAUUGCUUUUACCAAUUCUUUGUUUGCGUCGUUUUCUGCGUUUGUUUCGUCUUGUGAGCCUGCUGUUUUGGGCAAAACUGAUAAUGUUUGUGUGGAUGAUUUGAACAAUAUUUGUGGUGAUGAUAGUUUUUCAGCUAAUGUUUGUGAUGAUAACAUAUCAAAUGUUUCAGCUUGUGAUAAUGUUACAGGUGCGGUCCCCAAGGAUGCAUUCAGUGAAACCACUGAAACUAUUUCUCAAGAAAAUCAAGUGUAUCCUGAUUCUUCUUCUGAACCUGUCUCAGUGGGAGUCCCUAAUGUUGAAUCUAGUGGGACCCCAUUGGAAACCGAAUUACCAAAUGAAUCAGAACCUGUGUCACAAAGUAAAUGCUCUGAGGAAAUGCAUGUUGAUGAAACUUCUUCAGGAUCAGAAAGUGAACCUGAAUCAGUUUCACUCGAGAAAAACAUUAAGGAAGUGCAAGUUGAUGAAACUUCUUCAGGAUCAGAAAGUGAACCUGAAUCAGU
Molecule: messenger RNA, 2424 nt
Organism: Helianthus annuus (common sunflower)
Lineage: Eukaryota; Viridiplantae; Streptophyta; Magnoliopsida; Asterales; Asteraceae
Exons: 2
Coding region: 198-1832 (544 amino acids)
Molecular function (GO): zinc ion binding; nucleic acid binding
Source: RefSeq, a predicted model, not a curated record